Cutaneotrichosporon oleaginosum is the source of this 468-nucleotide messenger RNA. RefSeq lists its product as uncharacterized. Lineage: Eukaryota; Fungi; Basidiomycota; Tremellomycetes; Trichosporonales; Trichosporonaceae. The record is from RefSeq and is a predicted model, not a curated record.
CCGGAGCGGGCGGGCUGAUGCAGACGCUCGAUUAUGACGAGGUCGACUAUACGCCGGUCGACGAUCCGAUUGCGCGGCAGGACGCUGAGGACGCGUGGUUCGCCGACGAGGCGCCUAGUGGCGGCGGCGGCGCGACGGGGAAUGGCGCACAUACGGGCGACAAACAGAUGGAGAAUGGGCAGGGCGAGUACGAUUAUUGAGCGGGGCGAGGAUACGCGGCAGGGUGUUGGGUGCGCCGACGACCGUCUCGUGCUGCGCGGCUCGUAUAGAGGCAGGCAACCCUAGGACAUCUGCGAUGGAUCAGGCGUUCCACCUCGAAGCGGAGCUCUGUUGUGCGAGUGGAUACCACGCGCUCACCUGCUAUCCUCUACAUUGACAGGGCGACGCGACGCAGCUCUCAAGCUUGGAGUUGUGAUGGUCUGCAUCAAUGCUUACAAAUGAGUUUAUGCCUAGUAAAUGCUGUGCCGG